Messenger RNA from Naegleria gruberi, 1544 nucleotides. RefSeq lists its product as uncharacterized. The coding region runs from base 1 to 1524 and encodes 507 amino acids. The transcript has a single exon. The record is from RefSeq and is a predicted model, not a curated record. Lineage: Eukaryota; Heterolobosea; Eutetramitea; Acrasida; Naegleriidae.
AUGGAAGUUGCAGUUUCGUAUUCUAAUCAACAACAACAACAUCUUGGAGGUGUUGUUGAUGAUCUGCAGCAAGUUGUCCUUUUGGAAGAUAUUUCUAUUGGGUUGACUUGUGGAAAUUCAUACAAUACUUCUUUGGAGAGUAUUGUGAUGGAAGCAUUCCGAGAAUUUUCAUCAGAAAGUAUUGAUAAUUAUUCGAAAGGAGUUACAUUGAUUCCUUUGGAUUUAUUGCUUGGUAAAGAAGAGAUCAAGCAAGGAAUUCCUAUUGUAAAGUGUAAAACUAUUUGUAAAUAUGUAGAUAAUUUGUGCCAUUCCCUUUCAACUAAUUCAAUGUGGAGAUUUGUGGCUCCUCAAGCUUUGAUGGACACAGUUUCGAAUAAGAUUAUUUUCAAGUAUUUGAAUAGACAAUUUUCACUGCUGCACUUGGCAUGUAUUUUCAAUAGAUUGGAUCUGUUGGAAUGGUUAGAAGCUUUAUGUUGCGAGUUGAAUAUUUGUGAUGAGAUUAAUCAUUGCCCAUCAUGUCAUCAGAGAAGAGAAAAUUUGUGGUCAACUGUCAAAGAUUCGAAUGACGUGUUUCCUUUAUUUUAUUCGAUAGAAUUCGGCUCAUUGGAAUGUUGUGCCUUCCUGUGCUCUCAACCGAUUGUGAGAGAUAGCCAAUUGAACUUGAAGAGGGAUCACUUGGGUAAUCUUCCAAUUGCUUUAGCUUUACAAAAGAAGGAUUAUGUAAUGUGUGAUACCUUGAGAUUAUUUGGCGCCUCGUUUGAUGUUACGAAUGGGUUAUCAUUUGGCCUGGGACUUGCUGAGAGUUUGAUGCAUCAAAUUAUGAGAAAGCAAGACUAUGAAGGUUUCAGAUAUCUAGCUACUCAUUCGCCUAAAGUUAUUCUGAAAAAGAAUCAGAGAGGUGAGUCUCCUCUCUUCUCUUGUCUAAAGGAUAAGAGAAAUAAUUACAAAGAUGAUUUGGUACAAACAACUGCUAGUUUUGGAAGCGUGGACGGCAAACCAAUCUAUGUUCCUUCGUAUAUUCUCUUCUUUUCCAAAAUAUUGGAAAGCUCUGUAUCUCUAUUGGGUGAAGAACUCUUACAAAAGGCUCUCCUCUCUAGAAAUAACUUUGGAAGAAAUGUCUUAAUGGAAAGUGUAAUCAUGCACGACUUUGAAAGUUCCAAAUUGUUGUGUAAAUUCCUGAUGAGAAAUUACUUGUCUGAGGGUAAUGCAAGAUUUUCUGCUGGUGUUUCAAUGAACAAGUACAACUUUUUGAAGGAAUUAGUCUUUGAUAAGGACAUUACUGGAAUGACAAUCUUCUUUUAUGCCUUUAGCACCACAGUGAGAUAUAUUUCUCUAACGAACGAGAGUGCAAAUCAAACUUAUCAAAUGUUGACCAAACUGUACAAACAUACCUCUGCCUCUAAUCAGACACUAAAGGCCUAUCUCAAAGAAAAGUACUCUACCAAGAAUUUGGAUGUCAAGACUCGUAAUUUAGUAUCUUCUUCAUUCAAAUACUGGCAGAAAUUGGAAGAUUCAACUGAAUAAAUACUAUUCCAUAACCUUUU